AUGUUGCGACUACAAAAGCAAAUGGAAUUGGAAUUGUUCGCAAAAGAAAUUCAUUCCCAACUUCACAUAAAAUGCCAUCAAUUUCCAUUCAAUUUCAUCCCUUAUUGGAUUGUGAUCAUAACAUUUAGAUUUAAUGGCAGAGUUGUUGUUGUUUGCAAGUUAAUGAAAUGGAAAGAAGAAGAGAAGGCUGAGAGGUUGAGUAGAAUUCGCAGAGAUUGUGCAGUUUCAGUUUCUCAUGUUUCUUUAGACAAGCUAAUUAAGAAAUGGAAAAUUGAGUUUGCUGGCUCGCAACAGCACUUUUCAAAACAAUCAACAGCUGUCGAAGAAGAGAAAUACUCAGAUGGUAAAGAUGCAAGUCUUCAAUGCACGAAUUUUUCACAAACGUUUGAAGUUUCGCCUUUUCUCCUCUUAAUUAUGAUUUCAAAGGCAUAUAAAAGUUGA
This is a messenger RNA of Clunio marinus, 441 nucleotides long. The record is from the annotation of a GenBank genome assembly. NCBI's taxonomy places the organism in Eukaryota, Metazoa, Arthropoda, Insecta, Diptera, Chironomidae.